Colletotrichum higginsianum IMI 349063 is the source of this 504-nucleotide messenger RNA. RefSeq lists its product as uncharacterized. The coding region runs from base 1 to 504 and encodes 167 amino acids. The transcript has a single exon. The record is from RefSeq and is a predicted model, not a curated record. Lineage: Eukaryota; Fungi; Ascomycota; Sordariomycetes; Glomerellales; Glomerellaceae.
AUGCUUCCUCCUGCGCUGCCCUUGAACGAUGCAGGGCCUGGCGCGAGCCCAUGCUUUUCGCCUUGUCCCCAGAGUUUUCGGCCCAAGUUUGCGCUCAGACGAGUCGUCCCAUGGCGCUCCGUUUCAUGUUAUGGAAAGCAACAAGUCGUUUCGUCGCAUGUCAAGAUCGGACACCGCCAAGAGCCCACGAUGCGAUUCUAUCAGGACCUGAGGACGUCCGAUGUUCCCUUUCUUGCGCCCUCACAGACGUCAUCACCACCUGAGCCCGGCAUUCCAGACGAUGUGCUGCAGGCAGCUAACACCGCCUUGACCGGCCACCGAAUCUUUCUAGAGACCAUACUCGUAGCACGGCCCACAGAUUGUCUGGAUAGCCAUGCCGUGGAAGGCGAUGACGACGACGACGACGACGACGAAGAUUUCGGCGCUGGCCCCUGGAACAAUCGUCUCCAAGGGUCGGAAGGACGGGGGCGGGGCUCCGAAAAUCGCUUCGCACCAGGUAAAUGA